This is a messenger RNA of Episyrphus balteatus (marmalade hoverfly), 588 nucleotides long. It is a transcript of the gene RpS19a, whose product is annotated as 40S ribosomal protein S19a. Gene Ontology annotation, cellular component: cytosolic small ribosomal subunit; ribosome. The record is from RefSeq and is a predicted model, not a curated record. Gene Ontology annotation, biological process: ribosomal small subunit assembly; translation. The transcript is spliced from 3 exons. Lineage: Eukaryota; Metazoa; Arthropoda; Insecta; Diptera; Syrphidae. Gene Ontology annotation, molecular function: structural constituent of ribosome; RNA binding. The coding region runs from base 63 to 533 and encodes 156 amino acids.
UUUUAAACCGCAGCCAACUUCAUACAAAAUGUCCUUUCUUCCGGUUCACUUUGUCAAGCAAGAUGCCUGGUGUAACAGUUAAGGAUAUUGAUCAGCAUGCUGUUGUAAAGCAUGUCGCUGUCUUCUUGAAGAAGACUGGCAAGCUAAAGGUUCCAGAGCAAAUGGACAUCAUCAAGACAGCCAAAUUCAAGGAACUAUCACCUUACGAUCCUGAUUGGUUCUACAUUCGUUGUGCAUCGAUUCUUCGUCAUUUGUACCAUCGUAGUCCAGCUGGUGUUGGCUCCAUAACAAAAAUUUACGGUGGUCGCAAACGAAAUGGUGUCCAUCCAUCCCAUUUCUGUCGUUCAGCCGAUGGCUGCGCACGCAAGGCUCUCCAGGCUUUGGAACACGCCCGUUUGAUCGAGAAGCACCCUGAUGGUGGCCGCAAACUUACCUCCAUCGGACAACGUGAUUUGGAUCGCAUUGCCAACCAAAUUGUGGUUAAGCAAAGGGACGCCCGCAAGGAAACUGGACCAAUCGUGAUUUCCAAGUAAAAUAUUAGUUAGUGGCGAGUAUACAGUUUUUAAUAAAAAAAAAAAAAUGAAAAAA